AUCAAGGCGCUCAAGGAGAUGCACGAGGGGGUUCAGUACGAUGGCGUCAGCUUGGAGAGUACGGAAUCGCAGAAGCUACAACCCCUGAGAGACAAAGAGUGCGAGGACUCCCUGGAGAGUACGAUAGCCUGCGUCCUGGCGAACGCGAGCCCAAUCUACGGGCCCUCACGCCAUCUCGAUAUCAUCCGCUUCGCACCUUUUUCGGGAAGCAAAAAGGCCGCCGCAAUCGUGGAGCAUCAACCGGCUGGUAAUUCGUACACUCACUGUCGCUCCGCGAGGGAAGACUCUCGACGAGCUGCCAUUGAACAUCCUCUCGUCAGCACUGAAGAUACUAUCCAGCGGCUUCUAGUCGCAAAAGGUAUUAGUUGGAGAAAAUAG
Westerdykella ornata is the source of this 378-nucleotide messenger RNA. RefSeq lists its product as uncharacterized. The annotation marks the transcript as partial. The transcript has 2 exons. The record is from RefSeq and is a predicted model, not a curated record. NCBI's taxonomy places the organism in Eukaryota, Fungi, Ascomycota, Dothideomycetes, Pleosporales, Sporormiaceae.